This is a messenger RNA of Dacryopinax primogenitus, 1030 nucleotides long. RefSeq lists its product as uncharacterized. NCBI's taxonomy places the organism in Eukaryota, Fungi, Basidiomycota, Dacrymycetes, Dacrymycetales, Dacrymycetaceae. Bases 94 to 1023 code for a protein of 309 amino acids. The record is from RefSeq and is a predicted model, not a curated record. Gene Ontology annotation, biological process: rRNA methylation; ribosomal large subunit biogenesis. Gene Ontology annotation, molecular function: rRNA (adenine) methyltransferase activity. Gene Ontology annotation, cellular component: nucleolus. The transcript is spliced from 2 exons.
CAAAGUAGCAAGAAAAGGAAACGGAAUGCGGGAGGCGGAGCAAAAGAAGACGACAUCAACCUCAAGAGCGUCGAGGUGAAUAUCGAGAAGCUCAUGAAGCAGAUGCAUGAAGAGGACGUGAAGGGGGCGAAGGAUAAGCAGGAGAAGAAAGAGAAGUGGGAAAAUAAGAAGAAUCAGGGAAAGACGAGGGAAAGAGAGGGGGAGAAGGAGAGGAUGGGCAAGAAAGGAGGAGAGGGUGGUCGGAAUACGCCGAUGGGCAAGGGGCAAAAAGACGUACCCAACCAAAAGUCAACUCCGAACAUCCGAACAAACUCCAAGCUCACCCCCCUCCAAGCAAAGAUGAAAGCCUCCCUCUCCGGCGCCCGUUUCCGGUGGAUCAACGAGCAGCUCUACACAUCCAGCGCGUCAUCAGCGCACGAGCUCAUGCGCUCCCAGCCUAACCUGUAUGAAGACUAUCAUGCCGGCUUCGCAGCGCAGCUCGUGGGGUGGCCAACUCCCCCGCUGGACGCCCUCGCGGUGCUGCUCCAGAAGCUGCCGAAGACGGCGCUGAUUGCCGAUCUGGGGUCGGGGCCGGGGACGCUGGCUAAGAAACUCGUCCCUCAGGGGAGGAAGGUGCUGAGUUUCGACCUCCACCCGGAUGAUUGGGUAACGGAAGCGGACUUUUGCGAGCGAAUCCCUCUCCCUGGAAGUGAGGGCGAGGAGAGCGGAGCAAUCGUGGAUGCGUGUGUCUGCUGCCUGAGUCUUAUGGGCACAGACUGGAUAUGCGGCGUAAGAGAGGCGAGGAGGGUGCUUGUCGCCAACGGGCAACUGCUCGUCGCCGAGGUCACCUCGCGCUUCACAGAUGUGUCGAAUUUUGUGCAGGUCAUAGAGAGUGUGGGGUUCAGGAUGACGAAGAAGGAUGACGGGGAUACGCACUUCAUGCUGUUUGUUUUUGAGAAGGUUGACAAGGAUUUGGAGGAGUGGGAGGAGGUCGUCCAGAGGGCGGAGGGACUGCUCAAGCCGUGCGAGUACAAGAGGCGAUAGGAUAACG